AAGGAGGCGCGGAUUUGAAGGCAGCGGCGGGAGGGGCGGCGCGGCGCGGCGCAGGAGCCCUGGAGUCUGUGAAACACUGAAAGUCAAGUGGAAUAAGUAGAUGAUUGUCAAACCUUUAUUCUGAAUUUGAUCCAACAAAAAGGGAAACUGCUAGAAAAUGUCACCUGGGAAAGUUCUGCAACCUGUACUGAAAAUGAAGGUGGAUGAACUCUUUUUGUGCUGGUUGAGUCAGCCUGCAACUCAGCUGACACUAAAGGACUGCUUGAGAAGAAUCAAGAACGAGGAGGAAGUGGAGACUGGUCAUGGAGAUACAGGAAAUGAUAAAAAUGAGAGGCUCGCUAAUAAAAAUUCCAAUUCCAAGCAAUGUGUGUUAGGAGAUCCCAGAUUGCCUUUGUCUUUCAGUCCUCCCCAGCUUUCUACUACUCUUCCAUUGGCAACUCCAGCCAGCCCAAGGAACAUUUCUAAUGUUAGAGCAACACGUCGAUCCUCAGGAACCAGAGUAGUUCAGACAAAGAAAGAAGAAACUUUGCCACCACCACUUAGUCAAAACAUUCCGACUUUCUAUUUUCCUCGAGGAUGUCCUAAGGAAAAAGUGAAUAUAGAUGCUGUGAUUGCCAAAAUUGAGAGGACUUUCUCUGAGUUUCCAAAUGAGAGGGCAACGUUAGAAGACAUGGGGAAGGUUGCAAAGGCUUGUGAAUGCCCACUUUACUGGAAAGGUCCUUUGUUUUAUUGUGCUGGAGGUGAACGAACAGGAUAUGUGUCAGUUCAUAAAUUUGUUGCAAUGUGGCGGAAAAUACUUCAGACCUGCUAUGAUGAUGCUGCAAAGUUUGUUCAUCUUCUAAUGAACCCUGGAUGCAACUACUUGGUGCAAGAAGACUUCAUUCCUUUUUUACAAGAUGUGGUGAAUAGUCAUCCUGGCCUAUCAUUUUUAAAAGAAGCAUCUGAAUUUCAUUCUCGGUACAUUACCACAGUUAUACAGAGAAUAUUUUAUACAGUAAAUAGGUCCUGGUCUGGGAAAAUAACUUGUAACGAGCUCAGGAAAAGCAACUUCUUGCAGAAUGUGGCAUUAUUGGAAGAGGAAGCUGAUAUUAACCAGCUGACAGAGUACUUCUCAUAUGAACAUUUUUAUGUUAUCUAUUGCAAAUUUUGGGAGCUGGAUACAGACCAUGACCUCUAUAUUGAUCGGAAGGAUUUAGCUCGACAUAAUGAUCAUGCAAUUUCAAAUAGGAUGAUAGAACGGAUCUUCUCAGGAGCAGUAACAAGAGGUAGAAAAGCACAAAAAGAUGGGAAAAUUAGCUACGCUGAUUUUGUCUGGUUUUUGAUAUCUGAAGAGGACAAGAAGACACCAACUAGCAUUGAAUACUGGUUUCGCUGUAUGGAUCUUGAUGGGGAUGGUGCUUUGUCUAUGUAUGAAUUGGAGUAUUUUUAUGAAGAACAGUGCCAAAAAUUAGACAACAUGGCCAUAGAACCUUUGCCAUUUGAAGACUGUUUGUGCCAGAUGCUAGAUCUCGUGAAGCCACAAUAUGAAGGAAAAAUUACUCUGCAUGAUUUAAAGCGAUGUAAGCUGACAAAUGUGUUUUUUGAUACUUUUUUCAACAUUGAAAAAUACCUUGACCAUGAACAGAAGGAUCAGUUUUCUAUGUUGCGGGAUGGUGAAGGUGAAAGCCAAGAGGUCUCUGACUGGGAGAAGUAUGCUGCUGAAGAGUAUGAUAUCUUGGUAGCAGAAGAGGCAGCAAGUGACCAGUGGAAUGACGGGUAUGAAGCAGAACUGAAUCCUGUAGACCAUCAGAAGGCCAACGUCCUAAAGUAUCAAAUGGAAAAAAGACCAUUUUUUGAAAUGCCUUCCCAUCUGGCUGAUGUAGACUUGGAUGAAUAUGACUAUGAAGAGGACUUUGAGUAGUCAUUGCUUACGGUCAACACUUGCAGAAGAGAAGGGACAGUCUGCAGCAGGUCUGCUACACACCUGUAUGUUUCAGUGGGUUUUGUUUCCAGGAAGUCAGCUUAGUUUUGUGCUAAAAAUAUUUAAUCACUACACUACCUUUUAAAUAGAAGAAGCGCAUUUGUAUGGAAUGAUGAAACUUUUUGUAUUUAUUCAAUAGUCUAUAGUUUGUAAAAUAGAUUAAAAUAUUUAUUUACAGAUGUUGCAUAAUUCCUUUUUGGAAGAAUAACAAUAUUUGACUUUAGAGAAAAGUAUUCUACUGUUUUUAUGAGAACUGUGUAAUUUUCUUGAAGUUGAUGUGUGGUGCACUGACCAUCCCCGCCCCAUAUGUGAACAGGUAUUCCUGUCCUGCUGUGGGAGGUAAGGAGACAAUUUAUACCUGGCCUGCAAUGCUUAUAUGCUCAUAGACAGCCCUAAGGGUUUUAUGCCUUGGCAAGGAAGAGACGUGACUGUGAGUGCGUGAUCCAGCUCCCAUUUACAAACAGUUUCAUUUGAAAAGCCGAGCGUAUUGGCACGCAAGAAAAGCGAACGCCUGAGACGAGUUGCUUCUCUUCUCUGUGUAGUCCUUGUUUGCCCCAACUUUAAUUUUGCUUGCCCUUUUAAACUUCAGUCUUUUCAUUGAUGUUCAUUAUAAAAAGAUUAUUUAAUAAUGAAGUCUGGUUUAGUGUUCAUACUUGAUCCAAAAUGAGUGUGUUAAUUCAUGUAGAAGGAACCAAUUUUUUUAAAAUCCUUUGUAUAAAUGUUACUUGAUCAGUGAUGUGCACUAAUUUGUUGUGGGCAUUCAGUGCUGUUGUCUGUCCCCCCUUCAGUUGUUUGCUAUUGACACAUUCCAUGGAUAUUCAUCAGUGUCACAGCAGCUUGAAAUUGUUGCCUCACUCUUACUGUUAAACAGAUUUUGAGAAGAAAAAAAAAUGUACAAAAAGAUGUAAGUUAUUUUUUGGUUGCAGUGUAGAUCUGUUAAAAUGUUUAAAAAUCAUGUUUGUAUUUUCAAAUAAAGAUUUUCAUAUAUGUAA
Molecule: messenger RNA, 2952 nt
Organism: Aquila chrysaetos chrysaetos
Lineage: Eukaryota; Metazoa; Chordata; Aves; Accipitriformes; Accipitridae
Gene: PPP2R3B
Product: protein phosphatase 2 regulatory subunit B''beta
Exons: 14
Coding region: 158-1900 (580 amino acids)
Biological process (GO): protein dephosphorylation
Cellular component (GO): protein phosphatase type 2A complex
Molecular function (GO): protein phosphatase regulator activity; calcium ion binding
Source: RefSeq, a predicted model, not a curated record